Molecule: messenger RNA, 4254 nt
Organism: Cutaneotrichosporon oleaginosum
Lineage: Eukaryota; Fungi; Basidiomycota; Tremellomycetes; Trichosporonales; Trichosporonaceae
Biological process (GO): double-strand break repair via homologous recombination
Cellular component (GO): nucleus; cytoplasm
Molecular function (GO): ATP binding; ATP-dependent chromatin remodeler activity
Source: RefSeq, a predicted model, not a curated record
ACGCGUCUCAUCCUGGAAUCCACCUUCCUCCUCAUCCGACCAACGUCUCAUUCUUCUGAACUGCUCCCUCCUCUUCUGAAUCUUUCUUUCCUUUUUCACACCUCAUCUCUUCCAACUCAUCCAUCACAUAGCCUUCAAGAUCCACUCAGCACUACACCCUCUCCCGCAACGCGUCUCUGCUCCACCUCCGGUUUAGCGCCCCCAUCCCCAUUGCUGGGGACGCAACAAGAUAGCCGUAUCUUGACGAGUUGAUAUGACGAUGACUACUCUCAACGCGCCGGGGAGUCCACCCUCCUUGGAGCGCGUAGACGAUGUCGCCCGACGCGUGCUUUCGAUUGACGACCCCGACGCGCCCACCCCUGCUUGGUUCAUCGGCAUCCUUCACAGGUUCCUUACUGAACACCCAGGCGAUGAUCAUUUCAUUCUGGAGCUCCCCGACUCAGCUGAGCCGGCCCGUGGCGGGAACGGCUACGGGGCAGUCACCUGCAUGGAGGACGAGUGCUGGAGCAAUAUCAACUUAUCAGCCGACCCGGACCGUCCUGAUGGCGGCAAGUCCUACGGCGUGGGCAGCCUCUGGGAAUACGCCAUGCACUGUCAGAUCCCCGACCACAUAAAGUGUCGAACGCAGCGUCUGAGACGGAUGGGCCAUGUUCUUCCCGAGGCAUUAUCCACCGCCGUGUUGCCACGAGAUGUUGCGCGUGAUUUCUCGUCCCCUCAAGCGGGACCGUCGCGCUUUGCAUAUAACGCCGCGCCUAAGCACAACGCAUUCAGUUUGAGUUUUAGCCCCAUCCUUCGGAAUCAGCCAGUCAAUCAUCCCGCGUUGACCCCCUCAUCCAGUCUGAUACGCCGGCCCGAUUUUAUUGACAGCGACAGCGACAAUGACGACGGCAACGACAGCGAUAGCGAGAUAGAGUUCAUGGGUAGAAAGUCCCCAAGCUUGGCUAUCGUCGAUGUCGGUGACAGCGACGAAGAUGUCAAGCCCGCCAUCGGCUCUUCGCAAUUGUCGCACCCUAGGUCUUCACAGGCGAAGACUCCUGCUGGAGGCCAAUCUCGACGCUGGAUUCCGGUGUGGUCCGCCAUGAGUCUCAGCGACCGCCGGCUUGCGAUCACCCAGGAGCUACGUGACCUCAGCAAACCAUCAACGCCGAGCUCGUUUGAGGCCAUACGUGCCGUCAGCCGUCGUCGGGAUGCCCUCCGCGUCGUCGAGGGAUCAGGCUGCCUAAUGCAAUGGACUCCGCCUGACCCACUUGUCUUCCAGGCUUUCUCGAACCUUUAUGUACACCCUCGACUGGCUGGCACUUUUGAGCGCUUAAAGCCGGCGCUCAGUGAGCCCGCAGCUGGUCCUUCAGGCCACACAAGCACCCCAGUGGCCGGGCCCUCGACUCAGCAUGCCACACCUGGUGCCUACGCCGAGUUCGUGCGCUCGCUCGCAAGCAGGGCUGCUGUCCUCCCAGAAGUUGUCAAGGCGGCGUGGCAGCGCAUCGGUCAGGACAGUCGCAUGGCUUCGCUCAUGAAGGAGCACAACGUACUCAAGCAGGCGCUGACUCGCUACGAUGUUGACCCCCGGUUCCAGGGAGUCGCGUUUCUCCUUCGUGACCGGUUGAAUUCACUCAACAAGGUGUUUACGAAUGGCACGUGGAUGCCGCCAUCACUCCAACUCCUGCGGUUUAUUCCAGAACUCCGCCACACGGUGCACCCUUCCCUCCUUCCGUAUCUGCCUGCCAUCCCCGAUGAAGGUGACGAUCUUGAUGCUUUUGGCAUGCGGGAGGAGUGGAAUCGCCCAACGGGUCCGGCUCUGACCGACUACUUCAAGGACGCUCUGCAUGACUUCCAAGACGACGCUACUGUCGAGGAGGCCAGCAAGGUCUUGGGUCUCGACGCCAACACCGAGCGUCUUCCUGGGGCUAAUUUCACUCUCAUGGCGCACCAGGUUUUGGGUGUGGCCUUCAUGGUGAAGCGCGAGCAGCGUACUGGUAAGGGUGGCCGCGGCGGCAUGCUUUGCGACGCAAUGGGUCUUGGAAAGACGAUCCAGACUAUCGGGCUUAUGCUGGCGCGUAAUGAACGACCGCCCGACUUCGAGCGCGCACCCCAGCUCAUUGUGGCUCCUCUGGCCCUCCUAACUCAAUGGAAGGGGGAGAUUGAGGAAAGGACUCUAAACGGGUGGCGGGUCUACAUUCAUCACGGCCAGGGUCGGCUCAAGUCUGUGGCCCAAAUCCGCAACUUCGACGUUGUACUCACGACUUACGGUACUCUGUGCUCCGAGUCGGGCAUCACGAAGGCGAAGAAGAAACAGCGUCUCGCUAGCUCUGACGACGAAGCAGACGAUUAUGUGGCCAAGAAGAAGCGCGGCCCUCUAUUCAAGAUCGAUUGGUUCCGCGUAGUGCUUGAUGAGGCCCACAACGUGCGGAAUCGCCAGACCAUUUCGGCGCGCGCUGUCCUUGAACUCGACGUGCUCCACGCGUGGUGUCUAACUGGCACUCCUAUUGUCAACUCGUUGGGCGAUGUUGGGCCACUUCUCGAGUUCAUUGGUGCGAUGGACAUCUCAGAGUAUCAAUCCCAAGUCGUCAAGCGUGAGAAGAGAACACCGAAGAACGCGGCUCGCAGGUGUCAGGCGAUCCUUAAGCCGCUUAUGCUGCGCCGCAACAAGGAGACAGAGCUCAACGGGAAGCGGAUUCUUGAGCUUCCGCCGAAGACCGUCAACUUGGCGUAUCAAGAAUUCGAAUUAGAUGAGCGCGCCAUCUACGCCGCAAUCGAGCAGCGCGCUCGUGUGAAGGUUACCAAGUAUCUCAAGGCUGGCACUGUUCUGAAGAACUACCACGUCGUUCUGGUCCUGCUUACGCGUCUUCGUCAGGCUGUUAACCACCCCUGGCUUCUGCGCCGCAAGCCCGGUGACGAAGGUGCAGAGGACGAUCUCCUUAUCGACGACGCAGCAUUCGGUGCGGACCUGGGGCAGUGUCGCGACAAUGACGAAGCUGAAUUCGGCCGUGCCGUCGCGAUUCUGGGAAAGCCAGUCGUGGAUGUUUUAGUCAAGAAGCUGCAGGAGCGUGACGAGCGCAUGAAUGACGAAGACGACACGAAUCAGGAUGUUGAUUGCUCCAUCUGCUAUGAACCAUUCGACGGCACGGAAGUCAUCACCCCGUGUGGGCACCUGUACUGCAGAGCGUGCAUCUCAAAUUACUUCAUAUCGCCAGUCCGCGACGCAAGCGACCUCACCGACGAGGAUGUCAACGCCGGAUGCCGUUCCUGUCCUAUGUGUCGCUCUAAAUUACAGCCCGGGCACGUCUUCCGCUGCGUAGCGUUUUUCCGUCCGCAGGUGGCGCCACCCAUGGCGGAAGAGGAGAAUGAUGUGAUUGAGGAUAUCAAGCCCGACGUCAAGCCCAGCAUCGAAGGCGACCGCAAAGGCAAGAAGCGCGCGAAUGCAGCUGAGGCGUUCUUCGGCGGCUUGAAGACCGACUUGACAAACGAGGAUGAGAAACCGGACCCGAAGCGUAAGCGCGGUGACAGCAAGGGCAAAGGCCGGGCGACCUCGGUGGACGAUGACUCGGAUGCCGACUUCCUCGAGGAGCAGAUCCCUCCAUCCACGAAAAUGCGCCGCACGCUUGAACUUGUCCAACAGUGGCUAGACGAGGACCCGACCACAAAAAUCCUGAUCUUUUCCCAAUUUACUGCCUAUCUGGACCUUCUUCAGGCGUUCCUCAAAGACAACGGCAUCACAACCGUCGGCUAUCGCGGAAGCAUGAGCGCCUCAGCCCGUGAAGAAGCAAUUCGUCGCUUCCGUACCCCAUCUGGCAUUACUGACCCACUGCCCGUGAUGCUGAUUAGCACCAAGGCAGGUGGGGUGGGUCUCAAUCUCACCAUGGCGCACAAGGUCAUCAUGUGCGAUCUUGCGUGGAACCCGGCCACAGAGCAGCAGGCGGUUGAUCGCAGCCAUCGUAUUGGUCAGAGCAAGGCCGUGGGCGUGGAGCGCCUCAUCAUCCGUGAGACCGUGGAGGAUCGACUCCUCGCUAUCCAAGAGCACAAGGGCCUCCUGGCGGAUGGUGCCAUGGGCGAGGGUGCGAUCGGUCGCCUUGGUCGUUUGACGCUGGACGAUAUUCGCAAGCUGUUCGCUAUCUCUGCAAAUGAUGAGGAGUAGAACCUAUGCAGGGGGCGCGCUGUUGUAGUGGUCUGUCUCUAAUCAUACAGGCAAUGUAGAUGUCUCAGGUUGUAGAUGUUUCAGGUUGUAGAUACAGAAUCAAUGUACAGCGCACAUGAAAG